AUGUCUUUUGUGAAGCAUUCCAUAUUUUUAAUUGGUCAAGAAAGACAAAGAUCCAGUAACAAGUCUGGGGGCAGAGCCAAAAAGAAGUGGUCCAAAGGCAGAGAUCGGGACAAGAGAGCUAUACAUGACAAACCCUGUAAGAAGUUCCCAACUCUAAGCGUGUUGCUGCAGCUCCUCCCUGAGAGACUGAAGAUACAAGGCUCUGCAGCCAGGGCAGCUCUUCAGGAGCUAUUGAAUAAGGACUUAGCAAAGGGGUUUCAAAGCACAGAGCCCAAGUCAUUUACACCAGAACACAAGGGUGGAGGUGCCCUGGCUGCUGGCAAAAGUGCACAGUAG
This is a messenger RNA of Onychomys torridus (southern grasshopper mouse), 336 nucleotides long. RefSeq names its product 40S ribosomal protein S25-like. The record is from RefSeq and is a predicted model, not a curated record. The coding region runs from base 1 to 336 and encodes 111 amino acids. The transcript has a single exon. NCBI's taxonomy places the organism in Eukaryota, Metazoa, Chordata, Mammalia, Rodentia, Cricetidae.